This is a messenger RNA of Adineta steineri, 2094 nucleotides long. The record is from the annotation of a GenBank genome assembly. Lineage: Eukaryota; Metazoa; Rotifera; Eurotatoria; Adinetida; Adinetidae.
AUGCCAAUAAUUAUUGAUAAUGGCACAGUAUCACCAGUUAUUAUAAAUGAAUAUGAUAAUGUAACAAUGGAAUGUCAAGCUCGAGGUCGACCUCGACCCUAUAUAACAUGGUUUAGACGAAAUAAUGAUCAAAACAAUCGAACACAAUUAGAAAAUCAAGUUUUAGCUAAUAGUACAGAUGGUCAAUAUCAUUUAAUAAAUGUUAAUCGUUAUCAAACUGGCCAUUAUGAAUGUCGAGCAUCGAAUGGUGUUAAUGAACAUGUUGUUAGCAAAGAUAUUGAAUUACGUGUUCUUUCAACAGUGUUGGAAGCUCGUUUUCGAAUUAAUUCAAAACGACGAUAUUCAGUAUCAACAAAACCUUUUUCACCACCAGAAUUUUCUAAUGAUGAUGAUCCUUUGAUAGAUUCAUCAUUAACAACAACAUCACCACCACCAUCGGAUAAAAAUCAAGCAAAUGAACAACAAAUCGCACAUUUUAUACGUCUAUUAUAUAAUCGUUUAAAUUUAUCCGAAGCACCAAAUGUAACAAUGAAUUUUAAUGAUGGUGCUGGUGUUCCAUCAUCAAUUGUUAAACAACUUAAACAACUUGAACAACAUAGUAAGGCUUAUAAUAAUGAAGGCAAUCCAUCAGCACAACAAAAAUAUCGCGAAGAUAAUCAAGCAACAACUGAACGUGCUAUUUUACCUGGUGAUAUCAUUCAAUAUCAUACAUGUCAACGACAAUUAGCCGUUAAAUUCAAUCUUGAUAAACAAAGUGCAAGUAAAAUUGAUUGUUUUCGUUUUGCAAAAUCACCAAUGGAAUCAAAAAGUUUACCACAUAAUCAAUAUAUAAAAAAAUUAUGUAUUUAUGUUAAAAAAACUUAUUUUGAUUUCAAAAAAGAAGAUCAAAGCAAUUUAAAACGAGAUAUGUUUCAUGUCUAUCAAGUUUUUCGACCAACAUCAAAUGAAACAUCAUUAAAUCCAGCUCAAAGUCUGACAGGUACAAUACGUUUACCAAUUAGUGAAGUUAAACAAUUAAAUGAUAAAUGGCUUGAAUUAACUAUUGAUUCAAAAAAUGGAUCAACUCGUCUUCAACAAAUCUAUGAUCAAUUUCUUUCACCUUGGUAUGGACUUGCAAUUAGUCAUGAAAUUGAAAUGUCACCAUGGUCAUCUUAUUAUCGACGAUAUAAUUCAAAACAAAAUUAUGAUGCUUAUUUACGUUCAAAUGAUAAUGAUCAAGAUAAUGAAAAAGAAUCUGAACAACAAAUACCAUAUAUGCUUGUUGAAUAUGGUGCCAAAAUUCCAUCAUCUUCAUUUGGAAAUCGUGCUACACGAGGCGUUAUAAGAUCUCGUCCAGCAACAACUUGUGACCCAAAAAGUCCAUGUUGCCGACGUCCUCUUAUUAUUGAUCUUGAUCAAGGUAUUAAUGGAUUGGAUUUUAUUAUUCUCCCAAGAAAAAUUGAUAUUGGAGAAUGUAUUGGUUUAUGUGGUGCAGGUGGUUCAUCACUUAAACAUACAGAAGUUAAAAACGCCCAAGCUAAAAAUGAAGCACAUGCAGGAUACAAUUUACUUUAUCUUUAUCAUAAUGGUUUAUCACAUAAAAAUGCAACAAUAACAAAUACAAAUAAAGCUGAUCAACGAUCAAGUAAUUGUUGUUCGUAUUCACGUACAGGUGGUAUUGAUCUUUUGUAUCAAACGCAAAAUGGAGCUGUUAUACGCAAAUUUCUACCAAUUCCACCAUCAAUUCGAGCUGAAUCAACUAUUAUUUAUAGUACUAAUGGAAAAAAUGUAGAAUUACGUUGUUCAGCUAUAGUUCCAUUUGAUACAAAAAUCUAUUGGCAGCGAUUAGAUAAUAAAACACUAUCAAAAUCUCAAAAACAACAACAAUAUACAUCGAAUGACGUCAUACAAGCAAGUUUAUAUUUAACGGAUAUUGAAAAUUAUGAUUUUGGAUUUUAUGGUUGUUUUGCUGAAUCAAUAUCAGGUCAAAAUCAUGCUAUGAUCGAAUUACGAGAACAUCAUCGUUCGUCAACAUCACAUCUAAUAGAAAAAAAUGAAGUAACAACAGCACGUAUACAAAUACUUAAACGAAAUAAAAGUAAUCCGAUAUGUUAA